AUGAGUCACGACCCGAUUCACCGCGUGUGCGAUGUCGUUUGCAUCAUGGCCUUUAUUGGUGGUAUAGCUCUUUUGGUUUGGGGCUUGCAUAUACAAACUCCACCGCCGGAUAUAAAAUUAGCUUCUAUGAAUUUCACGGUGCUUAAUAUAACAGAAAACCGUCUUAGUGCAAAUUGGGAUUUAUCCAUAAGUCUCCCUGAUUAUCUUCCUGGUUAUUAUAUAUGUCUUCAAGGAGAUGUUCAAGCUUCCUUGCUUUACAAGAAUGUUACUCUUGCUACCUCAUCCCCACAAAAAUACUACAAUCUCUUUCGCGAUACACGAUAUUACAACAUAAUCAAAUACCACGAUUCGCAACUUAUUAAGGUUUCAGCACUUGUUUCCGGUGAAAAUAUCAGCGGUUCGAUUGGAAAAGACAUUAUAGAAGAUAUAAAAAUAAAGAAGGAAGUGCACUUCACAUCGCUGUUUUCUCUUACCGAUUGUAGAAAAAAAGCGACAGGAGUUAUAAACUAUGCGUGCCAUGAAGCCACUUUGAGGUUUGAACCUGGAUCGGAGAUGAAGGCGAAUGUGUUUGGGAAACAUCCAAAGAAGCUGGCAGGUGUAGAAUUAAACUGA
Camelina sativa (false flax) is the source of this 612-nucleotide messenger RNA. The record is from RefSeq and is a predicted model, not a curated record. Lineage: Eukaryota; Viridiplantae; Streptophyta; Magnoliopsida; Brassicales; Brassicaceae.